AGGAAGGGGAGAAAGCCACCAAGAAAGUGAGCGAGCGAGCGGGGAGGAGAACUGAAAGUUGAAGCGAUCUAAAGCCCUGCGCUUUCUUCCUCCGCCUCCCUGUCCCCGGGAGCCGCUGGCUUUUGCCGGAGUUUGUAUGGAGUCAAUUACAAUGUGAAGGUGAAAUUCACUACUUGCAGAUUUCAUUCCGCUCCAUGUCUAUAAAAAAAUCGGUUUGAACUGAAGAAACUUGAAGAGCUGUCGUGAGGAAACUGAUGUUUUCUGCUGGCUGGUGGACACCAAAUUUGAGAGAGUUUUCUGGCUAGUGAACAUGCAUGCAGCCUGACUAUUUCUACAUGACUGUGUGGGGCAAUAUAUGGAAUUAAGUCAUGUCAUCUACAAGCAAUGACACUGAUAUUGAGGAAUUUUUGGUCAACAUUAACCUUGCACAGUAUCUUCCUAACUUUAAAAAGUAUGGCUAUAACACUGUGAUGGAUUGUGUGGGAAUGAAUAAUAGUGUGCUUCAGCAGAUGGGAGUGUUGCCUACAGGGCAUCGCAGAAGGAUUCUUAAGCAGUUAGAAAAUCUUUUGGAAAUUCCAGGAAAUUCUCUUUUCUGUGAAAAUCUAAAAUUCAAAGACUUGAAAGGUUUAGAAGAGAAGCAAUAUUCAUCCUCAGAUCAGGAAUCUCCUGUGAGCAGUUCAAGUGUAGAUGGGACUGGCUUGAUACCUGCGACAUCAUCAGAACAACUUCUUAAAAAAUCUUGUGUCAAUAAGGAAAAGUUUGAGCUUGCAGAGCAAAGCUCGAUGGCGGCAAAUGAUGAUAGCUUUACAAAUUUGGAUUUUUCCAGUUUAUACCAGAAUUCAGACAGCAUACUAGAAGCUGUCAGUCACAGUAGAAAUAUCAAGACGAAUACUCAGCCAAAUGCAUCACUGACAGAAGCUACUGCAUACCAAGCUGAUGAGCACUUGACUGGCCCUUUGGUGUUCCGUGAUCCUCCUUCAUUUGUUCGUUCAUGCGAGACAAAAUGCAAAGAAAACAAACAGCAGAGGUUUGUGGAUGAGGGUGGUUUAUCUGAUAGUAAACCAGAUUCUCCAUUCUAUAAGUUUAAAGGAGAAAUGAUAGACAAUGACUUGUAUGAUUCCUGUACGGCAAACUGCAUGAAAGUAUUUCCAAGCCGAUCUUUUAUCUUAAGGCAUCGACCUGUACCAGAAAUUCCUGAAUCAAGUAAAGUUCAAGCUUCAUCAAGUUCCCUUCAGAGAAGAAGAAAUAUGGACGUUGUAAAUAUUUCUUGCACUGGGAGGCAAAUUUCACAAAACAAUAAUUUCAUGGAAGAAAAGCCACCUGUUAUCUCUCCAUAUGGGGAAACCUUUAUUUGUGACAACACUAAAGAUACUCAAGAACUUCAUGGAAAUGAAUUCCUGGCCUGUGAAAAUAAAUUGGAUCUAGGAAUGAAUGAAGAAUAUUCUUCCAAGAAUCUAAGUUGCUUCAAUUAUCAGAAAGACAAGACAAAAGAGUUUGCAAAAAGUGAAUCCUUGUCUCAGGAGGACCCAUCAUUAACACCAGAAGAAUCUGAAAGCGAAUCUGUAUAUUCUGUUGUGGAACAACAUUCUUUGUCUAUAAAGAAAAAGAAAAAUAAAACCAAAACACACUCAACAUCUUGCAGUGUGAUACAAAGUGAAGAUUUUGAUCGCUUGGCCAGUGAACAAAUGAAUUCUUGUCAAUUUGGUGAAGAUCAAACUUUGAUUGGAAAUGAAUCAAUAGCACCAUAUGCUUGCUUCUAUGGACCAUCAGUAAAGAAGGUUAAAGCAGGAUGGCUGGAUAAAUUGUCCCCUCAAGGCAAAUGUAUGUUUCAGAAGCGCUGGGUUAAAUUUGAUGGAGACAGCAUUUCUUAUUACAACAAUGAAAAGGAAGUGUUCUCAAAAGGAAUUAUACUGCUUUCUGCAAUAGCAACAGUAAGAGUUCAUGGGGAGAAUAAGUUUGAAGUUGUCACAUCCCAUAGGACUUUUGUUUUCCGUGCAGAUAAAGAAGAAGAAAGAAAUGACUGGGUUAAUACAAUGCUCAAUGCCUUGAAAUUGCAGUCUGAUAAUAACUCUCAGUCUCGAACUUCUGCCACCCCUGAGAAAAGCGGAUAUCUUGAGCUGAAAGGAUACAAAACCAAAAUCUUUAUUCUACUUCAGGGGAGUACUGUAUGGAUCUGCAAAAAUGAGCAGACACUGGGCACAUGUGCAAAUUUUGGAGGACUGGUGCUGCACCUAGAGGACUUUAAGACAGGAUUUGGUAUCACUUUAAUCCCUAUGAAUGUGGCAAAUGUAAAACAAGUGGAUCGGACUGCAAAGCAAUCUUUUGAAAUAAUUACUCCUUAUAAAAGCUUUAGCUUUACAGCAGAGUCAGAAAGAGAGAAACAAGACUGGAUUGAAGCACUCCAGCAAUCAAUAGCAGAAACUCUAUCUGAUUAUGAAGUAGCUGAGAAGAUUUGGUUCAAUGAGUCCAACAGGAACUGUGCUGACUGUAAAGCUCCUGGUCCUGACUGGGCAUCCAUCAAUCUCUGUGUUGUCAUUUGUAAGAAGUGUGCAGGACAACACAGAUCUUUAGGACCAAGAGAUUCAAAGGUCCGAAGUCUAAAAAUGGAUGCCAGCAUUUGGAGCAAUGAACUUAUUGAGCUCUUUAUCGUCAUUGGAAAUAAGAGGGCAAACAGUUUUUGGGCUGGAAAUCUUCCUCCAGAUGAAGAAUUGCAUAUUGAUGACCCUGCGGAAAAAAGGAUAGCAUUCAUUACACAAAAAUACAAAGAGGGAAAAUUCAGAAAAACACCUUUUCACUACAAAACCAAGGAACAGUUGAAUAAGGCCCUGUGUGCUGCUGUAGUCAAGCAAGACGUGCUGGAAACUCUGAUAUUGCUCUUCAGUGGGGCUGAUGCUAUGUGUGCCACUGGCGACCCUGUUUACAGCACCCCAUACUUACUAGCCAAGAAAGCUGGGCAAAGACUGCAGAUGGAAUUCCUGUACCAUAACAAGUUUUCAGAUUUCCCAAACUAUGAUCCUUGUUUUGAAAGUGGCUUCUCUGAAGAUUCUUCACAUUCCACCUUUCUUUGUGAGUUCUUGUACAAAGUUUCUUCUAAUGCAGCUAAGCUUGCUACAGAGAAGAAAUUGAAAGAAGAUUGCAACAAAAAAUGGUGCACUUUGGAAAGUGGCUUUCUGAGCUACUAUGAAAAUGAUAAAACUACCACUCCUAAUGGUAUGAUUGACAUCAAUGAAGUUAUCUGUCUUGUAGUACACAAGUCAGACUUCUUUUUAAAUAGAGGGGACAUCUUUACAUUUGAAAUAUACUUAAUGUCAGAACGUGUUUUUCUAUUUGGAGCUGAAACUGCAUAUUCACAAAGAAAAUGGACUUCAGCAAUAGCUAAGCAUUUUGUUCCCCCGGUGGCUGAAUCAUUGUUAGAGCGAGACUGUGACCUUAUUGGGCAGCUGUACUACAAAGAUUGCCAUAGCCUGGAUCAGUGGAGAAAAGGCUGGUUUGCUAUAGAGAAGUCAAGCCUUUACUUUUGUCUUGAAAUGGAGGAUGCUGAAGAAGAUUCCAUAUAUCUAAGGAGGCUGCAAGAGCUAACAACCAGUAGUGUGAUGCAAAAUGGAGAGAGAAUAGACAUCCUGCUGCUCGUUGAAAAGGGAAGAACUCUAUACAUCCAUGGCCAUACAAAGCUGGAUUUCAUGGUCUGGUAUACUGCAAUUGAGAAAGCAGCAGGUACAGAUGGUAAUGCAUUACAAGAUCAGCAGCUCAGCAAAAAUGAUGUUCCUAUUAUAGUGAACAGCUGCAUAGCGUUUGUUACACAGUAUGGAUUAGGUAGCAAGCAAAUCUAUCUUAAAAAUGGUGAUUCUUCCAAUGUGACUGAACUGCUGGAAAGCUUCAAAAAAGAUGCAAGAAGUGUUAAACUAAGAGCAGGAAAACAUCAACUUGAAGAUGUGACUGAUGUACUGAAAAGUUUUCUUUCUCAAGUAGAUGAUGCACUUCUCACUAAAGAACUUUAUCCAUUCUGGAUCUCUGCAUUAGAUACGCAGAAUGAAAAGGAACGCGUGAGGAAGUACAGAGCUUUUAUUCGGAGUCUUCCACCAGUCAAUAGAGCAACUUUGGCUGCUUUAAUUGAACAUCUUUACAGGGUGCAGAAGUGUUCUGAAAUUAACCAAAUGAACCCUCACAAUUUAGCCGUGGUGUUUUCCUCAUGCUUAUUUCAAACUCAAGGCCAAACUAGUGAAGAAGUCAAUGUAAUUGAAGAUCUAAUUAAAAAUUAUGUGCAACUUUUUCAUAUAAAUGAAGACCAAGUCAAACAAAUGGACAUAGAGAACAGUUUUAUUACAAGGUGGAAAGACACUCAGGUUUCCCAGGCUGGAGAUUUGCUUAUUGAAGUUUAUGUGGAGAGAAAGGAGCCAGACUGCAGUAUUAUAAUCAGGGUAUCACCUUUGAUGGAAGCAGAGGAAUUAACUAAUGAUGUUUUAGGAAUCAAAAACAUUAUUCCCAGCAAAGAUGAUGUCUGGACUGCUUUUGAAGUACUUGAAAAUGGAGAAUUAGAACGUCCUCUGCAUUAUACAGAGAAUGUACUAGAACAAGUUCUUCACUGGAGUUCACUACCAGACCCUGGCACUGCAUAUCUAAUAAUAAAGAGAUUUCUAACAGCAGAUAUGGUGAAUCUCUACAGUGACAAAAAUGAGAAAGGUAGCGUGAAAGCGGGCAAUCUGAAGUACAAGGAAGAGCCAUCAAAACUACUGUCUGGAAAUAAAUUUCAAGACCGUUAUUUUGUGUUACGGGAAGGAAACUUGCUUCUGUAUAAGGAUAUGAAGGCUAGCAAACCUGAGAAAGUGUUGCCUGUCAAUUCUCUGAAGCUUUAUCUUGGAGUGAAAAAGAAAAUGAAGCCACCAACAAAGUAAGAAUAGAGAAAAGUAUUGUGGUAUCAUAAAUAAAGGGUAGCUUAGAACAUUGUGGAACAAGCAAAA
Catharus ustulatus (Swainson's thrush) is the source of this 4958-nucleotide messenger RNA. RefSeq names its product ArfGAP with RhoGAP domain, ankyrin repeat and PH domain 2 (gene ARAP2). NCBI's taxonomy places the organism in Eukaryota, Metazoa, Chordata, Aves, Passeriformes, Turdidae. Bases 369 to 4892 code for a protein of 1507 amino acids. The record is from RefSeq and is a predicted model, not a curated record. Gene Ontology annotation, biological process: positive regulation of GTPase activity; signal transduction. Gene Ontology annotation, molecular function: phosphatidylinositol-3,4,5-trisphosphate binding; protein binding; GTPase activator activity. The transcript has 31 exons.